Molecule: messenger RNA, 1803 nt
Organism: Erinaceus europaeus (western European hedgehog)
Lineage: Eukaryota; Metazoa; Chordata; Mammalia; Eulipotyphla; Erinaceidae
Gene: TMEM150A
Product: transmembrane protein 150A
Exons: 8
Coding region: 332-1147 (271 amino acids)
Biological process (GO): protein localization to plasma membrane
Source: RefSeq, a predicted model, not a curated record
GAGUUGUAGUCUCAGGCAGGGAGCGGGCGCUGGCGCCCCAGCCACGCGGACUCCACGUCCCGGCGGGCGGCGCGGCGCGGCCUGGAGCGCCAGGGGCGGGGCUGCUCGGCCCUUUAAACCUUGCUGGCAGCUCCCGGGGCCUCAGCCUGAGCCGGCGCCACGAGGGGGCCGAGCGGGGUGCAGCGGCGGCGCAGCCAUCCGGGCCAUCCGGGGAGGCCAGGGCGGCUGAUGAUUUUGGCAAAAUAUCUUAAGGUAGCCGGACCCAUCCCUACUUCCCCACCUACCUCUUGUCCUCUCCCCCACACCACCACCAUCCUGGCUCCCCUCCCUCAUGACCGCCUGGAUCCUCCUUCCUGUCAGCCUGUCAGCCUUCUCCAUCACUGGCCUAUGGACUGUGUAUGCCAUGGCCGUGAUGAACCGCCACGUGUGCCCUGUGGAAAACUGGUCAUACAACGAGUCCUGCUCUCCUGACCCCGCUGAGCAAGGGGGGCCUAAGACCUGCUGUACUCUGGAUGAUGUCCCCCUCAUCAGCAAGUGUGGCACAUAUCCCCCAGAGAGCUGCCUCUUCAGCCUCAUUGGCAACGUGGGAGCUUUCAUGGUGGCACUGAUCAGCCUUCUGCGCUACGGGCAGCUCCUGGAGCAGAGUCGUCACUCUUGGCUUAACACCACGACGCUCAUCACAGGUUGCACCAACACCGCAGGCCUUGUGGUAGUUGGCAACUUCCAGGUGGAUCAUGCGAAAUCGCUACACUAUGUUGGAACUGGCUUGGCCUUCUCUGCUGGACUGCUAUUUGUCUGCCUGCACUGUGCCCUCUCCUACCAUGGAGCCACUGCCCCCCAAGAUCUGGCUGUGGCCUACCUGCGGAUCGUACUGGCAAUCAUUGCCUUUGUCACCCUUGUCCUCAGUGGUGUCUUUUUCAUCCAUGAGAGUUCUGAGCUACAGCACGGCGCAGCCCUAUGUGAAUGGGUGUUUGUCAUUGACAUCCUCGUUUUCUACGGCACCUUCAGCUAUGAGUUUGGGGCAGUCUCCUCAGAGACACUGGUGGCAGCACUGCAGCCCACCUCUGGCCGGGGCUGCAAGUCAUCUGGAAACAGCAGCACCUCCACUCACCUCAACUGUGCCCCUGAAAGUGUCUCCAUGAUCUGAGGUCUCGGCGGGGUGGGGGGGUGGGGGGGUGGCUGGCCAGGUCUCCACAGCUCCCCACCCCACAUCUUCUAAGCAUUUACUUUGUACCAAAAGCAAUCCUGAGAAAGUAUUCAGUUGGGAUACAGGCUUCCUCACUCCUAGAGGAGUGGCCAUCCAUAACCACCCGUGCCAUAGAGGGGCUGGCCCUGGCAUCUGCCUAAGCUACACAUGACCUACUCCCCACUGCCACCACCAGUGUUGAUUUUUUGUGAUACUGGUGCCAGGAAUCAAACUCAAGGUCUCGUGCAUGCAAGGCAUGCACUCUAUUCCUGAGCCGCCUAUCAGUUGGUUGUUUUUUUUUUUUUUAAUGUUUAAAGGUCACCUAUUCUCAUUCACCCAGCCAACCCUUCAGGUGCCUUCUACUUCCCAGUGCCAAGGCCAGACCACUGGGGUUUCCUGCUGCAGUUACUGGGGGCUGGGAACAGCAAGAGGAAUAAAAGGGGUGGGGGUGAGGCUCCUUAGUCUGUGGGAAGACCCACUUUGGGCUCAGUGAGCUGUAAUGGAAUUCUUCACCCUACUCCUUACUUUCUUUAGAGCAAAUAAUACAACAGAACCACAUGGGUAUUUUAGUACUUUUUAUAUAAAUAUAUAUUAUCUAUUAAAAGAAUUCUAAUUUG